Messenger RNA from Melanotaenia boesemani (Boeseman's rainbowfish), 2418 nucleotides. RefSeq lists its product as uncharacterized. Lineage: Eukaryota; Metazoa; Chordata; Actinopteri; Atheriniformes; Melanotaeniidae. The transcript is spliced from 6 exons. Gene Ontology annotation, molecular function: protein binding. The record is from RefSeq and is a predicted model, not a curated record. The coding region runs from base 166 to 804 and encodes 212 amino acids.
AGGAGAAAUAGGAAGAGAAAAGAUAUAAAGAAGAACAAAGCAAAAGGAGUGUGAUGACGCAUACCUGAACCAGAACCCAUCCUGUUUUACCGCCAUGAAACUUUCCCCAAACAAAGAGCAAACGGAGAAAGUGAAACCACAUUUACUGACCUCAAGCACAAUUAGAUGCAGGCUCAAACCUCUCUGUACACCAUCGUCGGACGGACAAUGCCACAGCAUACACAGCAUUCCUUGGUCUAUAUCCUCCUGAUGUGGACCACCCUCAAUACCAUAAUUCAGGUUAUAUUCAUCACCCUCUUCUUCACUGUGGGACGAAAUGAACUGUCUCUGAACAGUAGCACCCACAGUAGCACUAUAGAACCAAAGCACAAUACGCAAUCCCAGAGUCCUUCCCACGGUGGGCUUAUCUUAGGUGAAGGCAAAAUGAUCACCUUUAAGGCUACUGACGCUAAAAGUGUUGUAACAUGGGUUGCAAAAAAUCCAAAUACAUAUGUGAUCUCAGACUCAGGAAAAGAUCUCCAGAUACUAAAGGAUGGACAUUAUUUCCUCAAUCUCCGAGUGACAUUGGAAGCGAACAGAGGAGUAAAUAGCUCGGAGCAUACAGUAAAACUGAUGUGGGACAACAAUGAAGUUGUGCUGGAGGGCUGGAUUAACACAAUAACAAAGAGUACAGGUGUCCUCAGCAAGGUGCAGAAUCUGUCUGCUGGAAAACGUUUGACAGUCAGGAUUGAGCCACCAUCUAGUUAUGUUGAUACCACUGAAUCAGUGACCCACCUGGAUAUCAUCUUUAUGAACAAACCCUAAAUGUAGUCUUAACUUCCCGGUCUGUUUGGCAUGAUAUCUGGACCCCCCCCCCCCCACACAGACAGUAGUGAUUGUACUUAUUGGGACCUUGGAUAAUCAAAUCACUAAACUGCCUUUUUGCAAAGAGAGUAAGAAUCAGAGAAUGAAUGAAUCCAUUGGUUUCAAUACAGAUUUGUUUUUUGUUUUUGUUUUUGUUUUUUUUUUAUGUUGUUUUUAUGUCAUGGUUUUACCCACAGGGUAGGUACAAACCUCUCACAUUUCAAGUCAGGUUCAUUGGAAAAUCAACCUUUCAAAAGGAUUUUAUGACUUAUGUCCUGUCUAAUUGUGUUAAUUAAGUAGAUGCUACUGGACAGCAGCUCCAGAAUUAAACCGAAGCUGGCUUCAUCACUACAAAUCUGUUACAUGUAAAAAUACAACGGGGGGGGGUUCCUUAAUAUUCCUCGACUGAAGAACCAAAUCUGGAUUGUUUUAUAACUCAUUAGAUCUAGUUUUACUUAAUCCUUUGAUCAAUGUGUCUAUUUCUUAGACCUAUUCUGUAAAAUAGUAAAACCCUUAAUGAACUGAUUACAUCUCUGCAACAGAGAUGUAAUCAGAUGAUUUGAACACAGUUGGAGUCAUAGUAAAGGGAACAUUGGUUAAGACAUGUAAAUGUCUUUAUAUAUAGAUUACUGGUGAAAAGAUGAAGAUCUCACACGGCACAAAAAGAUUUCAGGCUUGUCAAAAGCAAACAAACAACAACCAAAAGCAAUGGCUGUAGCUCGAAACCUCUCUCAAAUCAUAGAGAAUAUGUGAACAUUUUCUCUGCAAAGGCCAACUCUGAUAAAGUAAAGCAGAUCAAAAUGAGAGAGGUUUUAGUACAUUUAGUAUAGGCAAGGUCUCCAAGUGGCCAUUUUGGCAUCCUCUGUUCUCAAAGUCCCCCAGUAGGGGGAUGUCAUGAUUUAAAAGCUUAACCACUUACAUUUAUUUCCUGGUUUGAAUUUCUUAUAUUUAAAUUACUUUACUCAAAGAAUGUUUAUUUUGUGGUUCCACAUUUAUUGUCAGAAAACUUUUUUUCUGCCAAAUGAUUGUAUUUGCACACCUCCUUCCUGCUGAUUUCUGAUGUGUUUCUUAAUGUGUUUUGAUCUGUGAGAAUUUAUAUAUUUAUAUCAUGUUUAUUUAUUUGUAGACCCAAAUGUACAGCAUAGACAGUAUGUGUAGGAAAAUUCCACCAAAACAUUUAGAUGAUAUUCACUGAAUGUUUGACACGGUGCAACAAAAUGUGUUACUUUGGAGCAUCCAUUAUGUCAUCUUUAUUUGUCAGUCUUUGGAAUAUAUUUACAAUGUUUUCCUUUAAGUCAUACUAGAGAGCUUAAAAUGGAAGUUAUGAAUGGCUGUUAUUUAAGAAUAUUUUGUUUGUUUUAACAUAAUAUAAUGGGAUUUUAUUUGGUUUUCACAGUCUGUAAUUUAUAUGUCCUCCAUUAUGAUAACAAAUAACUCUUUUAAGGGGGUGAUUUGACUAAACAAACCUUCAAAAUCUAAAUUAUAUAUGCUAGGAUACAAAGAAUAAAUAUUUGGAUAACACAUUAUGAUACAGGAAAUCUAAAGUCACGGUGGUUAAUGUGGAAGGUUUCAUGU